UAGUGGAUGAAUACAACAGAGUGAAGAACUCUCUCUCUUCUCUCUUCUUCCUUCCAUUCUUCCUUUCUUUCUCCUAAUCCUUCACUUAUCUGUUGGAUUACUCUCCUGUCUUUCCUGGACUGUGUUUUGAGGAGAAUAUCACACACACGCAAUUAGAUUUCAGAGAGAGUGUGUGUGAUUGGAGAAGAACUGCUCGUGUCGAAGAGGAAUACACACUCGGCUGUCGCUCAUACCGAGAGGAGAGAGAGAGAGAGAGCGAGAGGAGAGAGAGAGAGAGAGAUGUCUGGAGUGUCUGGCUGAACAAUCAAACAGAGAUUGUGGGAUGUGACAGAGAGGACUUCUUCAAGCAAUAACAGAUCUGUCCAUUCCGGUCGUCAGGAUGUCCGGUAUGGACCUCUCAUUGGAGGAGCUGAACAGAACCGAAAUCUCCCCAGACAACGGAAACUUCCUGAGGUUCUCCCCCACCUCCGUUUCCACUGCAGCCGCGGCGGCGGGGACAGGGUUGUCGUCGGGGCGACAGGAGAAUGUUUACGUGUACGUGUGGAUCUUCCUGAGUCUGCUGGUGUUCCUGCUGUCGAUGAUCAUCAUCUCCCUCCACAGGCUAAAGAAUAUCAUUACAUCCUCCUCCUCUGUACCUGACUGCAGCAGUGAGGGGGGCAGCUCAUUCACCAACAUGGAGAUCUGUAGUAUAUCUUCACAGAGGUCAACCGUGUCCUCACUGUCAAUUUGAGAGAGACACACACACACACACAUACACACACACACACACACACACACACACACACACACACACACACACACACACACACACACACACACACUCCAGAAAACAAGCUUUUCAGUUGGACCAUAUGGGACUUUACACUGAUGUGUUAAGGAGGUAGCUUGAACUGAACUCUGAACCCUCUGUGACUUCUCCUUUUGGCUCAUGGGAAACAUAGUUCACUGUGUAAAGAGCAGAUCCAGGAAGAGAGAGAGAGAAAAAAAAACUCUGUUUUUGAAUCUGGGGUAUAUUUACUACGAGCCAAACUGAAGCACAAGGGCCGAAAAUGUUUUCCUUACGGUGUGCACUGAUGAAACACCAGUCGUCUGUUUCGAUUCUCGCAUCCAUGGAAUACAACUUUAGAAUCUUAGAGGUCCUCAGAAAGUUAGCCGGGGUCUAAUCUUAUCUAGUGUCGCUUUCAGUGUGGUUUCUAGGACCAUGCCCCAGGACUACCUGACAUGAUGACUCCUUGCUGUCCCCAGUCUACCUGGCCAUGCUGCUGCUCCAGUUUCAACUUCCACCUGACUGUGCUGCUGCUCUAGUUUCAACUGUUCUGCCUUAUUAUUAUUCGACCAUGCUGGUCAUUUAUGAACAUUGAACAUCUUGGCCAUGUUCUGUUAUAAUCUCCACCCGGCACAGCCAGAAGAGGACUGGCCACCCCACAUAGCCUGGUUCCUCUCUAGGUUUCUUCCUAGGUAUUGGCCUUUCUAGGGAGUUUUUCCUAGCCACCGUGCUUCUACACCUGCAUUGCUUGCUGUUUGGGGUUUUAGGCUGGGUUUCUGUACAGCACUUUGAGAUAUCAGCUGAUGUACGAAGGGCUAUAUAAAUACAUUUGAUUUGAUUUGAUUUGAUUUAUAUCUGCCUUUCUCUUUUUAUUUGAAAUAGGAAACGACCGCUUCUGUUACUAAUUCCACAACAUUAUGUGACUGAUAUGUUUAUCUCAGAUAACAUAUCUCAUCCAGCUUUAAUCCAGAGUUCAUCUUUCUCUGGCUGUGUACAAAAUGGUACCAUAUUCCCUGUAUAAUUGGCUCUGGCCAACAGUAGUGUUCUCUCUAGGGAAUAGGGGCCAUUUCAGAUUUGUCCCCACUGCUGAUUUCUUUCUGUAAUAUCCUAAAUCUUUACUGUUUCCAGGGCAACCUGUACUAACCUGAUUUUAGUGUGAAGUAUAGGUCUUUCUGUUAUGUCAAAAUAUCUCUACUGUUUCCAGGGCAACCUGUACUAACCUGGUUUAACUGUGAAGUAUAGGUCUUUCUGUUAUGUCAAAAUAUCUCUACUGUUUCCAGGGCAACCUGUACUAACCUGGUUUAACUGUGAAGUAUAGGUCUUUCUGUUAUGUCAAAAUAUCUCUACUGUUUCCAGGGCAACCUGUACUAACCUGGUUUAACUGUGAAGUAUAGGUCUUUCUGUUAUGUCAAAAUAUCUCUACUGUUUCCAGGGCAACCUGUACUAACCUGGUUUAACUGUAAAGUACAUACUGAACCAGUUAAGUACAUACUGAACCAGUUAAGUACAUACUGAACCAGUUAAGUACAUACUGAACCAGUUAAGUACAUACUGAACCAGUUAAGUACAUACUGAACCAGUUAAGUACAUACUGAACCAGUUAAGUACAUACUGAACCAGUUAAGUACAUACUGAACCAGUUAAGUACAUACUGAACCAGUUAAGUACAUACUGAACCAGUUAAGUACAUACUGAACCAGUUAAGUACAUACUGAACCAGUUAAGUACAUACUGAACCAGUUAAGUACAUACUGAACCAGUUAAGUACAUACUGAACCAGUUAAGUACAUACUGAACCUCAUAUUUGAUUAUUUUGAAAGUAUUGAAUUGUAAUGGACUGGAUAUCGAGAAGGUUCAACAAUAAAACAUAUUAACAUUUGUAAUAUCACUCUUUGUUUGAAGGUAUGAUCCCACAACUGGCCUCAUUUCCUGCCUGACAUUGUUAUGGACAAAAACAACAUGAGUAAGAACAGAAAUAAAGGGGAAAAAGAC
Messenger RNA from Oncorhynchus kisutch (coho salmon), 2758 nucleotides. It is a transcript of the gene sertm1, whose product is annotated as serine rich and transmembrane domain containing 1. Gene Ontology annotation, cellular component: intracellular membrane-bounded organelle. Lineage: Eukaryota; Metazoa; Chordata; Actinopteri; Salmoniformes; Salmonidae. The record is from RefSeq and is a predicted model, not a curated record. The coding region runs from base 380 to 730 and encodes 116 amino acids. The transcript has 2 exons.